GGUCUGUCUUAGGCUGUAUGUCCUCCCACAUCUCCAGUGCUGAACAUGUCUAGCAGUAGGUCUGCGUCGAGUGCAAGUUCACGAUCUGAACCGUCUCGCCCAAAUUCCACCUCACCUCGAGUCCCGAGGAAAGUUGGAGGGAGCAGUGGAGUAGGACCUCGGAGUAAACCUGGAGUUACUCCAAACGGAACCCCGAAAACCGGGGAGGAAAGAAAUUACCAAGGAGCUCUGCCAGUAGUGGGCAGCUGGAGACAACCAAGAACACAACAAGUCCAGGUACCACAAGGAAGUCGUCAAGUGCGAGAGAUGGAGGGACUAGCAGUAGCCAGGGGUCACCAGUUCGGUCGGCUGCUGGAGAAGCAACGAGGCUGAAGAAAUCUCGGAGCCCCAGUCGCAGUCCGACGGGGGAAGAGGGGACGAGGAAGACCUCCGUAGUUGAGAAGAAAUCGAGUCCUCUGGCACAGAGGAAAGUGAUGAGUGGGGCUCCGGGGCCAAAGAGAACCAGCUCUGGUGGGGAAUUGAAAAGUCCUACUGGCAGUUCAACAGGAGGUGGGGCGAGGGGAGGGAGCAACCUACCGAGACCCGGUGGAACUGACAAAACUGGAGUCAAGAAAUCCAGUCCAAACUCAACACACCGACAGGUGACAUCGGGAAAGCCUCCCAGUGGAGCUCACACUACCACCAAUGGAAAUAGGUCAGGUUUGAGACAGCAACCCUCAGGGACUACUGGUCGAAGAACUCCCACCAAAGAGAGGGCAGGGCUCAGUAAUUGCAGAGAAAAGGCAGGCGGACUCAGUAAUGGGUCCCCGAAUGUAGCUACCGAGAAAGGAGGGGCAGCAGAAAGCCAAGGAGAGAGGGCGAGAAAAUGUAGCGGUGGUUCGACCGCAGGGAAAAGGACGGUGGUGAGCAGUGUUAAGAAAUCGGGAGGGACUGGUGGAAGAGCUAGUCCAGCAAGGGACAGGAAGACUAGUGUGGAGAAGAAACCGGUGGUCAAGAGUGCCGACAGCAGUCCAGCGACACUCAGGAGGGCCGGCUCUGUGAGGAGGCCGGGAGGAACCAGUAGCAGUAGUCCAGGAGUUGUUAGGAGAUCCAGCACUCUGAGGAGGACUGGGAGCAGUGGCAGCAUCCCUGUGAGCCAGAGACCUGCUAGAGAGAAGAAAGCCGACAGCGAGAGCCCAAAAAUCGAGCGGAGAGUCGGCAACGACAAGAAAACGGAGAGUGUGAGCCUCAAAACGACGGGGGCAAAGGGAGAGGUGAAACUGGGUGUGAAGACAGGGAAGACAGCCAGUCCGGGUGCUCGUGCUACAGAGUCAGGGAGGAGAGGGACAGGCGAGAGGGCGGGAGGAGGACCGAGUCGAGCUGGGAAACAGGUACCUGGUGCGACUGGGAUUAACCCAGCCGGGAGACGCUCGAUGCGAUCACGCUCUGAAAUCAACAUUGGCGGUGGGCCGAGGAAGAACGAUACUCAGAGCCUCGGGAGAAAGAUUUCUGCCACUUCUGCGAUUGGUCGCGGGUCUCCCUCGCCGAGCACCCUGGCAGGGAAGGCAAUCAUUCUGGACCACACUGGGCUGCAGGACGAGGACAGACUGCGAUCAACGCUCAAGCUGUUUGGCGCCAAAAGUGGUGCACCAGGUGCAAAGAAAACGAACAGGGGCCAGGUCAUCAAGAGUAUGGGUAUGGCCACUACCAGCAGUGGUAGAUCAACUCCCACUUGGAAGAAUCCACACUCUGCCAGUGGUGUGAAAUUAGGCAUGAUAAGAACAGGCUCCGGAAGCAGAACAGGCUCGAAGCAGAACUGGCUCUGUACCGACAAAAACUGGUCCCAAAUCCAACACCAACUCUAGACCACGGCUUCGAUCUUCGGAAGAUGUUCUGAAAGGUGGUCGACGUUCGCCGGCUGGCACAGCAGGGAAAGUUAGAGUCACCAGUCCUCUAUCUACGACCACUGUUGCUCCAAGACCUGAGAAGGAAUCCCAGGACCCAGAAGAGAAGGCAACUGAGGCUCUGGAGAAAACAGAGGAAAAAGGUUCAGAGAAAACGGAGGCAGAAAAUCCUGAACAGAGUGCAGAGGAUUCGGCCAAAUUGGAAGAGGCUUCAGAUGAAACAAAAGUCGCAGAAAUUGCAGUAGAGGAGAGUGAAGCCAAAAUAGCAGUGAAGACAGAAAUUCUGGAAAAGUCAGUUGAGACUGAGGCCCAGCCCACCAAGAUCGGUGGAGAGCUGAAAAUGUCUCCCGGUCUCAGAGGGUUCAAAGUAUCCCGACCGUCCUGCAGAGACUCACAAGUAAAGUCAAAGAUUGCCAACUGGAAGAAAAUAGAGGAGGAGGCAAGGGUUUCAGGCUCUCCCUCUCCCAUCCCACCCUCCCCAAGAUCCCCCUCGUCCACCUUCUCACAAGUCUCAUCUCCCACGUCUCACGCGACCUCUGACCCCCACACUGCUCCGAUGUCUCCACCAGCUUCUCCGAGAGCUACUCUGACUCCUCGCCGUUCCUCUGAGCCUCACUCCAGUAGUCGCAGUAGACAACGCAGUCAGAGCCCGUCUCCCAACUUACCAGUCAAGUCCAGGAUCGCCAUGUGGGCAGAGAAAGAGAGAGAGGCUAAAGAAAUCCGAUCGUCUCUUUCCCCGCAACGAUCUCCGACUCACUCCCCGACUAUUUCUCCACAGAGCUCUCCAAAAUCGACGCCGAGAGGUCUGAAAAGACAGAGCCCCGUGGACAAGACCCGCAGGAGUCCAGGGAGAAGUGCCGGGAACAGUCGUGAGGGGAGUGUGGAGAGUAAUGCACAGAGCCUUGCCAACAGUACGGAGAGCAGUUUGGAUGCAAGUCCGUCGCGUCAGCUACCCUCCAUCACCAUCAAAGAGGAGAAUGUGACAAACUCAUCUGUCAAGGAUGCCCCAACUGGUGAUGAGUAUGAGGAUGUGGAAGUUAGUCCAAAACGUCGCCUGUUACCAGAGAUCCCAGUCCAGGAGACUGCUAGUGUAGCUCAUAGUGCUCUGGCUGAGGAGGCUCUUUACUCCACCAUUCCCGACGUCUUCCACGAGGACACACCCCCUCGGAGGAACCUCGUUAACGAUGUAAUGAAGACGAGGUUGGCUGACGGAGAAAUGAAAGUGAUUGAUAUCGAAGACGAAAAUGAAGGCGUGGGAGUGAUUGGUACAGAGUACACCAGACCUGCUCCAGCUUACACUGAAAUAGACGUUCUGGAGGAUCCGAGAGUGGCUGAUGUGGUGUCUCAGAGUGUGGGUCCUGAAAUGACUCCCAAGAGCAAGCGACGCUGGCUUCGCUCCCCACGGUUCGGCCGCCGGAAAGGAAGUACAGAUGACGCACACUCGGAGGGAGCGGCCAGUGACAAGGAAGAGAAGAAAAGCGAGAAAGAGGAGAAAAAGAGCGAAAGUUUCAUGAAGAAAAUCAUUCGCAUCAAGUCUCGAUCUGGCAAAGAUAAACCAGCAGUCAACAAGAGAAGAUCAGCUGAAGCCACUGAGAGUGACAACAGCAGUUCUCCUGAACACACUCUCACGGAGUCGAGAAUUCGAUCCUCGAGUGAGCUCGCCUCAGACCAGUUGGCCCCGGAGGUCAUCCCAAGGUCAAAUUCCUACUCCACAUCCGCCAGUCCUGAAGUGGGGUACUCCCUCACCUCACACCAGAACCUCUCCUCUUCCUCCUCACAAAGAGUGGUGUCCUCUAAUCCGACACUGUCCGGGGAGUAUGGGACGGCCACGGAGAAGAACUUAGAUCCAGUGACGCAGCGAGUUGUGUCCAACCCUACACUCCAGACUGGCGCCUCUGGUGAACCGUCUUCAGGUGUGACAGGGAACUCAGAUGAACUCCUGGCUAGGCCAAAUGAUGUACAGCAGCGAAGGUCACAGGUACAAGCUAAUCAUGGUGCUCUGUCUCACGAACUUCGAAAUCUGAUUGACAACUUUGGGGAGGGGGGAUUCUGCGACGAAUACUCCAAGAAAGUGGUCUCACUCCAGGGGAAGAACGUGGUUGAGAAAGGCACAGGGAGUGCACCAGGCGGGCUUCGUCUGCCAGUGAGGUUCGAACUGACAGACUCCCCCAACCACGGGUCCAGUCACCCUAACUUGGUGUCGGUAGGGUUCUCACUGCCAGAUGAGUCAGGUGGCCCCACGGUAGCUAAUGGAGUAGGAGUGAGGGGUGGGCAGGAGAGUAAGGAAGGUUCUGACAGUAGCACAGCCAGUGAGGGAGAGGAGCAGGGGACUUGGGAGAAGGAAGAGGAGGAGGACACCAUUGAGUCCAGUCUUGACACUGGCAGAGCCACCAGAUAUGACAUCAAGAGAAAACUGAGUGAGAGCUCCGAUAAAGUACAGGCUGUUGAUCAGAACCCAGACAACCUGGUGGUCACGUCACUGAUGUAUGCAGACGCGGUGUGGGACAGAGUGGGGACGGAGAGUGACGAGCUCAGUUUUAAUGUUGGCGACGUCGUCGAGAUUCUGGACAUGUCUGACGACACCUGGUGGCAGGGGAAUGUCCAGGAGAAAUCUGGCUGGUUCCCCUCCUCCUUCGUCAGGUUGCGAGUAGCUCAGGAUGAAGAAGACGAGGUGUACUCAGUACCACCAGAUGCGGUGCAGAUGGUGGGGGCCACUCUACCUCGGAUAUCCACCAUGCCUGCUGGAGACCCGGCCUACGCCACCUACUCCAGAUCCUCUCACUCCAACAGAAGAAUGACCAUCAGGAGAAAGGAUUCCUGUCCCUCGUUGCCACGGAAACUGACCCCCACAGAGGUGAGGUCGAAGGUCGUGGAGGAGAUCAUAAACACGGAGAGAGACUACGUCAAACACCUGGAGGACAUUAUUGAGGGAUUCCUGAAGAAGUGUAGACUGAACAGUAAGUUAUUUGACCGGGAGAGCGUGGAGACGAUAUUCUCCAACCUGGAGAGUCUGUAUGAGUUCCAGCUUGACUUCCUGCACCAACUGGAGGCCAGGGUCAGCCCCCAUCACAUGGAGGACAGCCAGAUUGGAGAGGUCUUCGUCGCAUGUAGACGUGGGUUUGAGGUGUACUCUGAAUACUGCAACAACCAUCCACAUGCAGUCAACGAGAUGUGUGUCCUGCAAAAGAAGGAGCAAUACGCCUUUUUCUUUGAGAGCUGUCGACUGUUGAGAAAUCUACAGAACAUCCCACUGGAGGGGUUCCUACUCCUCCCAGUACAGAAGAUCUGCAAAUAUCCUCUCCAGCUAUCAGAGUUGCUCAAGUACACGAGUGAGGACCAUCCAGACAGAGCAGGAGUGGAGGCGGCUGUGGAGGCCAUGAGACUGGUGGCCACGCACAUCAACGAGGGAAAGAGACGACUGGAGAACAUCGGGAGGAUAGGGAAAUGGCAGGAGGGAAUCGAUGGCUGGAAGGGUCCAGAUAUAGUGGAAACCAGCACAGAGAUGAUCCACAGCAGCGAGCUGCACAAAAUCUCCAAAGGCCACUCUCAGGAGAGGCACUUCUUUCUCUUUGACAACCAACUCAUCUACUGCAAGAAGGAGGCAAUAGGAGGCAGGUUGAGUUACAAAGGGAGGUUAUCUAUGGACAAGUGUCAAAUCAUUGACCUACCUGACGGCCAAGAGACCCACAAUGGUCUCCCGGUGAGACAUGCCUGGAAGAUGGACAACAAGACAAAAGGGAAGGAUUACAUCAUCUUCUCCAAGUCUCCAGAGGUCAAAAGCAAGUGGAUGGACGCCUUUCGUCGAGAGAAAGAGAGAGUUGCGCAAGACAAGGCCUCAGGGUUCAGCGUGUCUCUGAAGAUGAAGAGAGCUGCAGCUGCCCUCUGUUCGUCCACCACCGCAGCCGUCAGCGCCGCCAAGAGGAGGAAGAGUUUCAACAAGAAACAAGUCCUCAGAGUCACUGCAUUAUCAGAGAGUGUUGACUCAGGCAUAAGAACUAAGAUCGAAGCUUCACCAGCACGCGAGAGAAAAGGAAAAUUCUCCAUAUUUUUUUAACCUUUUCUUGUGUCACUGAUGUUUGUCCAAUAUUUAUGUUCACAUCUCCUCCUGUUUUGCAACUCUUUCGAAAUGUGUCUCUCUUCCUCUCUUGCAUCAUCAUAUUUUUAUCAUUAUUGCCAUGUUCCCUUCUUGUAACGGUAUAUAUAGUGUUUUGACAUUAUAAACAUGGUGAACUGCCGGAAGAACAAUUAAUGACUAUGACUUCAUGUUCUACUGGUACGAUUGUUCUUGAUCUGUUUCCAUCUUCGAACCACUUUGGUCUGGCCUGUUCUGAUGGCUUCCCCUAACCCCCACUGGUACAGACAGGCAAAGAGGACUCCUCCCAGGUGACCGGCAUGAUCCAGUAUCUGCCACCCUCUCACUAGCCCCCAUACGUCUAGUGACACCACUCCCAUCAACACCUGUCGUAUAUAGUACACUUUGUGAACUCUAUUGCAAGAAGAAGAGGUUACUAACGAUGGGGGCAGGGAGGGGGAU
Messenger RNA from Geodia barretti, 6417 nucleotides. NCBI's taxonomy places the organism in Eukaryota, Metazoa, Porifera, Demospongiae, Tetractinellida, Geodiidae. The record is from the annotation of a GenBank genome assembly.